GUCGCCAUCCCCCCCUCUGGCAGCCUUCGCCUGGGAAGGGGGAGGGGCGGAUUUCAGACGUUUACCGAGCCAGCGCCGGGCUCGGCAGGGAAAACCCUUGAGCAGGGCCGUGCUCCCGCUCUGCAGCGGGUCCUCGGCCGCGCCGGGGCUGGAACGCGCAGGGGCCGGCCCUUGGGGAUGUUCCCCACCACGUUUCUCGAGGCACCCCCAGAAAAAAGCAUCAAAACCCGCAGGAGAAGCUCCACGUAAGGGCCUUCCUCCAUUGAAAGGGAUUUCUCUUCCCCGCAGGAGGUUUUGAGGAGCCCUGAGUGAGGAACAGAGGGAGAGCCCCGGCUGCCUGCGCCUCUCCCCGCUAUGGAGCCGUGGGUGAUGCUGGACCCGCGGCAGAAGGCCCUGUACCAGGACGUGAUGCACGAGAGCUACGAAACGCUGAUGUCCCUCGCACAGGGGCUGGUGUGUGAAAAAGCAGCAGAGGAAGGAGCAGCGGAGGAGAGCUGUGAGGAGCUCAGAGCGUGUUCAUCCCGCAGCCCGGAAAGGGAGAAGACCCUUGGCUCGAACAGGCGGAAGACGAAGCGCCCGGAUAAAGCCAUGCCGCACAGUGCUGCCAGGAUGCCCAAAGCCGCGGUGGUCCCCAAACUGGACUGCGCCAAACCUCUACACAGGGGGGCCGGCAAGGGAACGGCACGGGAACGGCCGUUCAGCUGCGCUGACUGCGGCAAGAGCUUCCCGUGGGCAUCACAUUUGGAGCGGCACCGGCGGGUGCACACCGGCGAGCGGCCUUUCAGCUGCCCGGAGUGCGGCGAGACCUACAGCCAGAGCUCCCACCUCCUCCAGCAUCGCCGUACCCACGCCAGCGACCGGCCACACAAGUGCAGUGACUGCGGCAAGCGCUUCGCUGGUGCCGCUGAGCUGGCAGCACACGGCCAGGGCCAUGCCACCGAGAAACCCCACAAGUGCGGCGACUGCGGCAAGGGCUUCGUUUGGGCGUCCCACCUUGCCCGGCAUCGGCGGGUGCACACUGGCGAGAAGCCCUACCGCUGCGCCGAGUGCGGCGAAGCUUUCAGCCAAGGCUCGCACCUCGCCAAGCACCACCGCAGCCACACCGGCGAGCGGCCCCACCGCUGCCCGGCUUGUGGCAAGACCUUCUGCCAGAGCUCUGACCUGGCCCGUCACCGCCGCACGCAUCUCGGCAAGAAAGCCCUGCGCUGCGGUGACUGCGGCAAGCUUUUCCGAGCUGGGCCAGCGCUGGCGCGGCAUCAGCGGUGUCACCGGCGAGAGCAUGCCCACCGUUGCGCUGACUGUGGGAAGGGCUUCGUUUGGGCAUCCCACCUGGAGCGGCACCGGCGGGUGCAUACGGGUGAACGCCCCUUUCCCUGCGGCAGCUGCGGUGAGCGCUUCGCCCAAAAAGCUCACCUCCUCCAGCACCGCAAAACCCACUCCCCUGACCGGCCCUAUAAAUGCGGUGACUGCGGCAAGCGUUUCGGCGAGGCUUCCCCCUUCCUUGCCCAUCAGCGGGGCCAUGCUGCCCUGAAAAGCUACACUUGCAGCGAGUGCGGCAAGGGCUUCGCCUGGGCGUCCCACCUCGAGCGGCACCACCGCGUCCACACCGGCGAGAAGCCCUUUGAGUGCCCCGAGUGCGGCGAAGCCUUCAGCCAGAGCUCCCACCUCACCAAACACCGCCGGAGCCACCUCCCCAAGGCCACUUUCCCCCUCGCCCCACAACUGCUGCCCCUCUCCAGGACCCAGCUGGUGGGGGAGAAGCCCCACGGCACCACGGGGCUGGUGAAGCCCCCCGUACCCUGCAGCGGUGAGGAGCCCUGAAGGACCAAGACACCCCCCCCCCCGCCAUUGGUGCAAUGGAUGGGGAGGGAGGACCGUGCCCAAGGGAAGACUUGGCUUGGGGACAAAUCGAAGGACACCGAGUGACAUUUCAGGGGUGGAGGGUGGCACCGCGGGUGGGUGAUGGAGCUGCUCCAGCAAGGCAGCAGGGUGGGAUUUGUCCUUCCCGGUGUCUCCCAGCAGCGACGGGUGAAUGGUGCCUGCGCCCUGCUGCGAUGCGGACCCUGGAAAACGACUGUCUUGGCGGAGAGGGAGCUUCUUCCCAAGGGAAACGGCGCACUUCUCCACGGGGAGGGGACGGGGGUAACCUGGGGCUGGCUCUUACGCCGAAAUACAGCGUCGUUUGCGCCUGCUCCUCCCUGCCAGCAGGCUGGAGAAGGGGAUACACACCGAUGGAGAGGGCAAGCCGCCGAGGGCACGGUGG
Falco peregrinus (peregrine falcon) is the source of this 2263-nucleotide messenger RNA. Its product is annotated as zinc finger protein CKR1-like. Bases 355 to 1821 code for a protein of 488 amino acids. Gene Ontology annotation, biological process: regulation of transcription by RNA polymerase II. Gene Ontology annotation, molecular function: RNA polymerase II transcription regulatory region sequence-specific DNA binding; DNA-binding transcription factor activity, RNA polymerase II-specific. Lineage: Eukaryota; Metazoa; Chordata; Aves; Falconiformes; Falconidae. Gene Ontology annotation, cellular component: nucleus. The record is from RefSeq and is a predicted model, not a curated record. The transcript has 2 exons.